AUGGCAGCGACGGCCUCGGCGUCGGCUGCUUUCCCCCCCGUGGCCACGGGCGGCGAUCUCGAGGACAGCAACAUCUCCAGCCCGCUCAGCGAGGUCGACGACAAAGAUGCCAACGACGAAGAAAUUGAGCACAUGCAUCUGGACAGAGACAACCGGAGCGUCGGUCCUGAAGACGCCCGUGCCACCGACCACGGCGGAUCAGACUCUGACAGCGCCCUUUCCGACGCAGCGUCCGACGUUAACUCUGAGGCCAACGACACCGAAGCCGAAACCCUGAGACUCUACGACACCCCGCAGAUACAGAGACACCGUGAUGUCGGAAUUGGGCACUUCAAUGACGGAGAGGUCUUUGAGCACACUCCGAGCAAGCUCCGCCGGGCGCUAGCCAACGGCGGCGAUGACUCUGCCUCAGGCGACGACAGCCGCAUCGACGAGGACGACGAUGAAGACGAAGACGAAGACGACAUUGGUGACAACGAAUCGCCGACAAAGCCCAUGCCGACGGCUUUGAAGGUGGAUGAAGGUGCCCGGAGCGAUUCGCAAGAGAGGAAGCGGAAGCGAUCUGCCGUCGCCGAACACCCGUUAGACCUAGAACAGCCGGCGAGGAAACGCACCGGAUCAAUCUCCGCUGCCAACGGAGAUGGCGACGAUCCUCCCGCAGCUGCUGAAGAUGACGCGACACCGGCUGCGAUCCCGGCAAGCGGACGCGGCUCCCCCGGGGACGACGAUGAGGCGUCUGCCACGGCCCAAGACACACCGGCAGAGGAUGAGCUUCCAGAAGUGACAAGGAAGACGAAACGCACCGGUUCUAAGCGGAAGACGGUCGUCUCGGAUGAUGCCGACAGCGAAGCUCGAGCUGAAGUUCGUGACGAGCAGCAAGACCCCACAAUGGAGGAAGAGGCCGAGGCCGAUCACCCCGAGGAAGACGAGGCAGAGCCCGAAGCUGACGAAGAGACUGACGCUGCGGCGAGAAAUCUUGAAGAACAGGAAAUGUUCGGCAUCUUCAGAGACAGGCUUUACAAGGAUAGGCUACAGAGGCUCGAAGAAGAGGAGCAGUCGCUUCAUGCCCCAGAGCCUACACAUCCUGAAUACCUCAACAUGAAGCAGUGCCUUGAUGACCGACUCGAACAGAAGCUGCAGGCUAUCAAUACUGAGCACGAAUACCGACUCAAGGCCCUUGAGCGGCGCGCAGUAGCACAGAAGGCCCAAAUCUGGGGCCAAUACUUUCAGGCCAUCCGAGAGAAGCGAGAGCAUGCUCUGGAGGCUCUCAACAGGCAAUGGUACGAUGUGCAGAGUGCUCGGCGGAGUGCGCACAGUUUGGCAGACUACGGCCUGUUGUUCCCAAAGGAUCCCUCGCAGCGUGUCAGGAACGCCAUUGCCUACAACACAGAGGUGUCGACUCUCGCAGGCCUCGCCAAGUACGAAGGCUUCCCAGCCGGACCGGAGCUGCAAGGAGCAUCCGCAUCAGAGCUGGAAGCUGACUUGGCCAUGAUGGAACAAACCCGGCGUGUGCGGCACAAGCCCUCGAUAAGUCAGAUCCGUGAGGAAUAUCAACCACCACACCUGACUCGUCUUGACCCAGCGGGAGAGCAAUUUGUCAAGAACACGCCUUGGGCAAACCCGAAUCACUCCUCUCAUAAAUUCUACCAGCACCAUCCAGCUUCGGCGGAAGCUCGCCCUGAGCCUGCCAUCCCCGUCCCUGCUGGUCGGACGCCACAAAAUGCGCUUUCCGCCUCGAACGAUCUCAAGGUAGCUCUCGAUGGCCCGGGAGCAGUUCGAUCGCCUGCUCUCUCCGCACGAUUAUCCGAAUCGCCCGAAAUAACGCGGAACAUCCUGAACCCAGCAUCUCACCAAAUGAAGCAAAUGGGCGGCAUCUCGGGACUUGGUCGCGGGUCAAAAACGGCAGCGGCUUAG
This is a messenger RNA of Trichoderma aggressivum f. europaeum, 1914 nucleotides long. RefSeq lists its product as uncharacterized. Bases 1 to 1914 code for a protein of 637 amino acids. The record is from RefSeq and is a predicted model, not a curated record. Gene Ontology annotation, cellular component: Sin3-type complex. The transcript is spliced from 4 exons. Gene Ontology annotation, molecular function: histone deacetylase binding. Gene Ontology annotation, biological process: negative regulation of transcription by RNA polymerase II. Lineage: Eukaryota; Fungi; Ascomycota; Sordariomycetes; Hypocreales; Hypocreaceae.